Molecule: messenger RNA, 1292 nt
Organism: Aphanomyces invadans
Lineage: Eukaryota; Oomycota; Saprolegniomycetes; Saprolegniales; Verrucalvaceae
Exons: 1
Coding region: 8-1048 (346 amino acids)
Source: RefSeq, a predicted model, not a curated record
CUCCACCAUGCAGCGCCCUCGUCGUCUUCGCGUGGGUGACACCGUCGCCUUUGUCGCGCCGGCGUCGGGCACGGCCGUGCCUGCAGCUCAUCGCCUCGAGCAAGGCAAGCGCUACUUUGAAGCGCAAGGAUACGUCGUCAAGGUGUACCCUUCGUGCCACAAGAUGGGGCCGUAUAGCUCAUGCAGUCCCGAGGAGCGCGCGCAAGAUAUCAUGGACGCGUUCCAAGACCCCGCGGUGAAAGCAAUUGUGUGCACGAUUGGUGGUCUUACGUCGCACGAAGUGCUGGAACACCUCGACUUCUCCAUCUUGGCCAAACACCCGACCAUCUUUUGCGGUUUUUCCGACAUUACGACCAUGCAUUUGGCCCUCCAAGCACAGGCCAACAUGGUCACGUUCUAUGGCCCGAGCGUAUUGUGCCAAUUUGGCGAGUUCCCUGCACCGUUAACGUACACGACGGACGCGUUCUUCCGCGCGACGAGCACCGUCGUUGGCGAUGUCAUGCCGUCCGACACGUGGUCCGACGACAAGUCGAUCAACUGGUUCACCAAGGCAGACAUGCACACGAUUCGACCCAUGAAACCCAAUGUGACAGGACACGAAUGGCUGCGCUCGUCGCCGCACGCUGCCUCGGGACGUCUCCUCGGGGGAUGUCUCCCUGUCCUGCUCAACGUGUUUGGCACCAAGUACAUGCCUUCGCUCGUGGAUUGCGUCCUCCUGAUCGAGACGUCCGAGUCCGAAUCGGCGUUUGACAAAGGCAUGAUCAUGGACCAAGUCAACGCUUACCUUGGGGUCCUCCGCAUGAACGGAACGCUCCUGCACUUGAACGGACUCAUUGUCGGCCGAGGGUUUGCCUAUACGGACGACCAAGUCGCCGAGCUGAAAGCGCUUGUCCUGCACCACACGCGAUCGACGACAUACCCCAUCGUUUACGGCGUCGAUUGUGGCCACUCGGACCCGAUCGCGACUUGGCCUCUCGGGGUGUCGGUGACGCUCGACGCCACCGCGAACCUUGUGACGAUUAACGAAGCCGGCGUUGACGACAACUAACCUGUCUAAAAGGUUUGCACAAGUUACCGCAAGUGGACUCUGCUGCUGGAAUUGAACGGCCGAGUGCGCGCUGUCCAGCAUUUCUUGUCCAUGCGCAUGGCUCGUCGGUUGACGUCGUCGCGAGGGCGCAUCGCCACGGAAGAGUUGCUCCCAAAUUCUGUAAUACCAUCGAUAGAAGAACGUGCGUGUAUCGUUGCCCGCAAUAUUUGUGGCACUCGGCUCGCCGACCAAGUGCUGCUGGCCA